Crotalus tigris (Tiger rattlesnake) is the source of this 2793-nucleotide messenger RNA. Its product is annotated as intercellular adhesion molecule 5-like. The record is from RefSeq and is a predicted model, not a curated record. The transcript is spliced from 7 exons. NCBI's taxonomy places the organism in Eukaryota, Metazoa, Chordata, Lepidosauria, Squamata, Viperidae. Gene Ontology annotation, biological process: cell-cell adhesion. Gene Ontology annotation, molecular function: integrin binding. The coding region runs from base 287 to 2002 and encodes 571 amino acids. Gene Ontology annotation, cellular component: membrane.
AACUUUCCCCAGCCCCACGCGGAGGUUGAGGUGCUUGGGGCAGUAAGUAAGAAAUCGAUCGGGGUUUUCCGUGACCCUCAUAAGGGCUGCGUGGGGAAAAGAGGCGUUUCCCGGAACGUUUAUAGGAGGAGCGACGCGUCUAGUCGGGCAAAAAGGCUCAGGCGCCGGGUUGCGUGUGGAUCUAGCGGCAGCAAGCAGCCUUUGAGUUUGUGGUCUUGGGCCACUUGGCCACUUGGCGCCCGCGCAGACGCCUUCCUCUUAAGUUUUGAGUUUCGCUCCGAUCAUCAUGCAGCGGCCUUCCGUCUUUUUCCUCCUUGCUUUGGGCUCCUGGGCUUUUGGAAAAGGAUUCGCAGAGGAAGACUUUGUGAGAAUUUGGCCGGAAAAUCCUGUGGUGCAAUUUGGAAGUUCGCUUCAGAUAAACUGCAGCGCCAAUACGGAAGCAGAAGCGAUUGGCCUUGAAUCACCCUUCAAAAGGGAAAUCAUUGGAAUUGGAUCCAAUUGGAAAGCCUUCCGUGUCUCCAACAUCAGGGACUGGAAAAGUAGCCUCUUGUGCUAUACUAAGGAAGGCUCAGGAAAAUCUGCAAAAGCAACCAUUACUACUUACAAAUCUCCAGACAGUGUUGAGCUGGAUCCAGUACCACAAAUGGAAGUGGGAAAGCUGUAUAACUUGACAUGCCGGGUUUCUGGUGUAGCUCCCAUCCGGAACCUCACCAUAACCUUGCUGAAAGGGGAAGAGCAACUUCUGGUAGAGACUUUUGAAAAGGACAAAGCUGGUCCUCUUGUGGUGAACCAUGGCAUUAGAGCUCAGCAAAAUGACUACAACAAGACAAUCACCUGCCAAACAUCCCUGGAUCUGAGACCAAGAGGACCACUCCUAAAAAAUACUUCCCACGGCAUAUCAUUAUGGACUUUUGAUUUUGCAAAGGCUCCCCUGCUCCAUGCUGGCCUGUUCUUAGAAGCUGGGACCGUGAUGGAAGUGAUGUGUGAUGCGCCUGAGGCUUCCCCAGCUGAUGAAGUCAUGUUUGAUCUGUGGUUUGCAGGGGAACCUUUGACCUACAGCUCCGUCAAUGGGAAAAAAGUCGCAAUACAUCACAAUACGUCACGUGAUGUGGAGAGUUUGACACCCAUGUUCUACAGCAUCAGUGUGAUGGGGGGCUUGGCAAGUGCCCAGGCUGUGAUAGCCUCUUCCUCAGUUGGAGAUCAAGAGUUGAUCUGCAAGGUCUCUCUGGGGCCAGUGACCAAAACCGUGACGAAGAUGGUGAAUGUGUUUGCUUUACCAAAGCCCAUCUUGCAAAUUGGCAGAUCAGAAAUCGCCGUUGGUCAAACGGUGAACAUUACAUGUAGUGCGGAUGGUAGUGCUUCCCCUGGUUUUAAAAUGCAGAUCAGGAAUGCUACCAAAAUAUUAGCAUCCGGCAACGUAGAUCAAGUUUUCUUGCAGCAUGCAGUGAUCGCUCAACAAGAGGAUAAUGGGAGGGAAUUCAUCUGCCAAGUCAUCCUGACUGUUGAUGGGCACACCAAGGAAAGAAACAUAUCUCAAAAUCUCACUGUCUUCUAUGGGCCCCAAAUGGAUGACUCCAACUGUCCCCAGACAUUGACUUGGGAGGAGGGAAGUACGACAACAUUUACCUGCUCAGCCUUGGGAAAUCCCACACCAAUUGUUCAAUGCUGGAAAGAUGGGAAGUCUUAUAACACUGGGGAGCCACAGCUGGUCCAGACAGAGCAUAAUGGCAUAUAUCAGUGCAAUGCUACUAACCAGUAUGGCUUUGAUGCUAGAGAUGUGACCAUACACGUUGAAGCUUCUCAAUCCAUUGGCCAUAUCAUUGGCUAUAUAAUUGCUGCGGUGGUGCUGAUUGCCAUUGGGGCUGGUAUAGCUUAUUGGGUAAGCUAUAACCAAAAGAUUGGGAUCUACCAUCUGUGGCAGAAAGGGAAGCAACGGCAAUCACCACAAGCUGCUCAAAACUCAGUGGAGCAAAGAUUCCUGAAUGGCAAAGCAAAUGUCUAAGCAGAUCUGUGUUUACUACAAACUGAAGAACCACUUGUCCCAAUGCCAGCGAGAUUGUAGCUGUGUUCAAUGUUCAUCACUCAACUUAGCUGCAGAGGAUGUUGAUUACAUGCCAUCAAGUCAUUAUUUAUUUAUAUUUAUUUAUUUAAAACACCUGUAGCUGGCCAUCUUUCCACCAACUCUGGGUGGCUCCCAAUCAAAAUUAGGGACCACAUUGAUAGAUUUUCUCCAUGAUGUGGAAGAAGAAAUAUGGGAAACUGUUCUUCAGCUCCUGAACAUUUGAUGGGCAGUGGUCCAACUGGCCUUUGUUUUUGGACUUUGGAGGGGUGAUGAUAGUAACUUCUGCACUUUCAGUGAGUGGCAGUGCUUAGGCCUCCUGCCUUUUUCUGAAGCUCUCCUCUACCAUCUAAGUGAACAUUCAGACUUUUCUUUGAAAAAGCAACCAGGAACUAAAGGUGGUCUUAAAGUUUUUGGGCUACCUCCAGGAGGAGGCAUUACUGGGAAACCACUAAGAAGUACUGGAAUAGGAAGAGGGUGUCUGCAACACACCGCUUGGGCUUUUCCUGCAAUAAUGGACAACUCAGCCAUAGAGUGUAAAGCAUGUCAAACUCGUGAUGUCACGUGAUGUCGCGCAACGUAUCGGGACGGUUUUGCCAUUGCCUACAAUGGGGUGGGUGCAGCUUCCAGGUGAUAUGUCCAGCCCACGGGCUGGCAGUUUGACACCCCUGGUGUAAAGCAUCUUCCAGAUUUCUCCUCACACCGUUAAAUUAAAAAUAAUACCAUAAUCAUAA